Molecule: messenger RNA, 3231 nt
Organism: Mytilus trossulus (common blue mussel)
Lineage: Eukaryota; Metazoa; Mollusca; Bivalvia; Mytilida; Mytilidae
Exons: 6
Coding region: 1-3231 (1076 amino acids)
Source: RefSeq, a predicted model, not a curated record
AUGGAAUCAGUUGGGAAAAGAAAAAGAUUAAUACCAAUCAAAGAAGACAUUGAAGAUAAAAUUCCAAGGAAAAAACCUAGAGAGUACGCACAAGAAUAUAGAGAUCGAAUAAAGAGAAACACAGAAAUUUAUAAACUGCACAGACAUAAUGAAACAAUCCGUAUCAAGGAAUACAGAGAAAAAGGUCAGACAGAGGAGGCAAAGCAAAGGAACAGAGAUUUGCAGAGGGCUCGACAGCAAAAAUACAGAGAGAGACUUAAAGAUCUUGGAAAAACCAAUCCUGAAAAACCAAAAACAAGACAUGCCCAGGAAAUGCAACGACGAAAAUGGAGAGAAGAUAGACAAAAACACAGACUUUGCAUGAAAACAAAACCAGCAAAACCAGCAGAGGAAAUAUCAACAAAUGCAUUCAGAACAGCAAAGUCCCGUGAGAAGAAAAAAUUAUCUGUAUGUGUAAUCGCUAUGCCAAAUAACCCCAGUUUAAGGGCAGCAGCUAUUGAGGCAUCUAUUAAUGAACAGUCGCCAGGAACAAAAAAAUGUAUUCAUGACAAAUUAGGUGCAUCAAGUCCUUGCACGAAUGCAAGAAGAAAACUAGCAAUGGAUGCUUUUGGUUCUGUUAAAGAUGCUCUAGAAAAACUUAAAAGAAAAAGAAGCAAAAAAGACAUUCGCUCCAGACGAGUAAUUGCUCUUGCAUUAAAGAUCAAAGGAAAAGCAUUCAUGAAAUCAGCCGGAAUCUCGCGGAAACUUGGUAAAAGAUUAGAAAGUUGCAAUAGAACAGGCUGGGAGGAAGAAAGAAAAAAACGUAAGGAUGCUCUUACAGACGCGAAACAGGAGGAGAUAAAGAAUUUUUACGAAGAUAAUAGCAAACAUAUACCAGAUAUGCGAGGUCCAGUGAAAAGAGACAGAGAAUAUGAAGGUAGAAAAAUCAUGGAAACCUCUUUGAGAGCUAGCUAUGACAGGUAUGCAACAGAUGUACAGGACCCAGUAAGUUACGGUACAUUUGUUAGGCAUAAGCCUAGGAAAAUUCUUCCAUUCACAAAUCACAGGUUUAGAGAGUGUCUAUGUGAAUACUGUUUGAACAUUGACCUAAUGAUAAAGUCCUUAAACUCAUUUUGCACAUCACAUGAAAAUCCUGCAUGUACUAUUAUUGAUAGAUAUGCUGCAUCACGCUUAACCUUAUGCCCAAAGGUUGAUGGAAACACGUACAGAAAACCUUGUCUUGAUCGGGAAUGCACAAAAUGUGGCACAGGCAACAUUCUUCAGCAUUUUCAAACAGUCCUUGUUGAACCAUAUUGUACCACACCGGUCACCUGGUGUCAGUGGGAGAGUCGGGCAUUGGGUAACGCAUCACGAAUGAUGACUAAAGUAAAGAAACAGAGUGUGCUGGAGGGGAUGAUAGAAGAAUUCAUUUCAAAAAUGAAAACAUUUUCAGUUCAUUUGUUUAAUGCCAAAUGGCAGUACGAUAUGUAUAAACAGUUAGUCAGAGAAAUCCCAGUAAAAACUGCUGUUUUCUGUAUGGAUUAUGCCGAAAAUUUCACCUGUAAGGCUCAAGAUGCUCCGCAGGGAUUUCAUUGGAGCAAUAUUCAUUGCACCAUCCACCCAAUUGUUGCAAACUAUAUUUGCAAUGAAUGUGAACAAGACCCAGUUCCAGUGAUUACUGAUUCCAUCAUCUAUAUCUCGGAUGACUUGACACAUGAUCAUCAUGGUGUGCAACAUUUUGUUUGCCUUUCCAUCGAAAAGCUCCAAGAAGAAUGCAAUGGCACUUUGCAAACUGUCAUACAGUUCUCAGACGGCGCCCCAACACAGUACAAGAACAAAAUAAGCUUUACACAUUGUUCCUUUUCAAAUGAGGACUUUGGUAUAGCUACAGAGAAACACUUCUUCGGCUCACGACAUGGUAAGGGCCCAUGUGACCGUGAAAUUGGUGUUUUAAAAAAAACUGCAAAAGCAGCAGUAGCAGCAGGUAGUGAAUGCAUCCUGUCCCCUAGAGAGUUUUUCAAUUACUGUAACAGUAAACUGAUUCUGCCUAGAAAGCCAGAGGAACACUCACAUACACGAAGGAGGUUUGUUUUUGUUGAAAAAAAAAAUGUAAAAAGAAAUUUUCCAGAAAGAACAGAAGUAAGGCCCUUGAAAGACACCAGAAAAUUCCAUUCCAUACGGUCUGUGCAACCCCAUGUUAUCAGUACAAGAGAAAGAAGUUGCUUCUGUGAGAGCUGCAUGGGUAUUGUCCAGGAGCCUUGUACAAAUGCAGUGAUAACCGGCAAUUGGUCAGUAGCUAGGUUAGCACCGCUUGCAGAAAACAGACGUAAGCAGACUAUACCUAGAAAUAGACCUCAGCCAGUACCAGAUGAAGGUCAGGAGGAACAACCAGUACCAGAGGAACAAGAGGGACAACCAGUACAUGAUGAAGGUCAGGAGAAACAACCAGUACCAGAGGAACAAGAGGAACAACCAGUACAUGAUGAAGGUCAGGAGGAACAACCAGUACCAGAGGAACAAGAGGAACAACCAGUCCAUGAUGAAGGUCAGGAGGAACAACCAGUACCAGAGGAACAAGAGGAACAACCAGUCCAUGAUGAAGGUCAGGAGGAACAACCAGUACCAGAGGAACAAGAGGAACAACCAGUCCAUGAUGAAGGUCAGGAGGAACAACCAGUACCAGAGGAACAAGAGGAACAACCAGUACAUGAUGAAGGUCAGGAAGAACAACCAGUACCAGAGGAACAAGAGGAACAACCAGUACAUGAUGAAGGUCAACCAUAUCCAGAUAUAGAUAAAGCCGAUACAGAUCCAUUCUACCUAGAGAAUCUGUUGUUCCCUUCUACAGGACUUUGGGACACUGAUAUGUUUCUACAAGAUGGCGAGUUAAUAAAUACAAGUGACAGUUAUAGCCCAGUAGCAACCGCCACAGUCCAACAUAUUCUGGAGCUCCUUCCAGAGAGUCCACAGAAGAAACCUGAACCAAGGUUCAAAGUUGGAGAUUAUGUUACUGUUUCCCUUCCCUUGGGAAAAAAGAAGAAAUGUUUUGUUGCAGAGAUUUUGGAAGUAUAUGAAGACAGUGAGGAAUUGUGGUUGACAUACAUGAAAGAAUGUUCUGUUGGACUGUAUCAAUGGCCAAAAAAGACUGACCGCAGCUUGGAGAAUUUUUCAAGCAUUAUUAAAUCAUUGCCAAAACCAGUGAUCUCGGAAAAAAGCACCAACAUUAGACAGUUAUAUGAAUUCCUUGAAUAA